Molecule: messenger RNA, 3202 nt
Organism: Sebastes umbrosus (honeycomb rockfish)
Lineage: Eukaryota; Metazoa; Chordata; Actinopteri; Perciformes; Sebastidae
Product: BAR_ACAPs and ArfGap_ACAP domain-containing protein
Exons: 22
Coding region: 514-2706 (730 amino acids)
Cellular component (GO): cytoplasm
Molecular function (GO): protein binding; GTPase activator activity
Source: RefSeq, a predicted model, not a curated record
UGAGAUACUAAGUCAUUAUUUCGAGAAAAUUUGUCAUUAUAAUGACUUAAAAGAAUCUUUUUUUAAUCACAAGCUUUCAUCUUAUGUUUUUGGCGGAAAUGGUCAUCCACAGCACGUCAACGUCAGGCCGCGUCACCUCAUUAAUAUUCAUGAGCUGAGCCUUCUCCACACUGUAGGAUUGGUGACGUCACAGCGGGCUGCAGGAUGCAGACAGCUGUUCCUCUGAAAACACACAGAACACCCUUUAAUGACUAUUUAAUACAACAUGCGUGACGGGCAGGCGCGCGUGCACGAUGCCUGAUCGAUCGGCUGCGUGUGAAACUAUCGAUUCGGCUCCUGGAAGAAGUUUAUCUGCUGUUUCACUUACAUAUGAGGAGAGAGAGAGAAGCUAACAGGCUAGCUGUAGCUAACAGGCUAGCUGUCAGUGUGAUGGCUGUGAGGAGGUUUUAAUCAACUAGAUCAACAUUGUCUCUGUGGUUGUACUGGGGACAGAAGACAGUAACAGGAGACAACAUGGACAUGCUGCUGGACUUUGAGGAGUGUGUCUCAGACUCACCUGAGUUCAGAAUGAAGCUCGAGCUGUUUGAGGCAGAUGUUUCUGUGCUCGAGACACACCUGGACAAGGUGAUGAAGCUAUGCGGUAAAAUGGUGGAGGCGGGACAAGCGUACAACGCAGCCAAUCAGCUGUUCCUGACCGGCCUGGCUGAACUCUCCAUGUACCACAAGAAGGACAGCGUCAUCACCAACUGUCUGAACCAGUUCAACCAAGGCCUGCAGGAGAUGGUCAGCUUCCACACUAUGUUGUUCGAUCAGACUCAGAGAGCCAUCAGACAGCAGAUGACCAACCUCUGUACACAGUUCCUGCCCCAGCUGGUGGAGACCAGGAGGGAGUUUGUCCGGAUCGGGGAGGAUCUGGAGACGGCAGCGGUGAAGAACGCUCAGGUGUCUCGCCACAAAGCUGCCGACGCCGAGCGGGCGAGUCACCUGCUGCUCGCCACGCGCAAAUGCUACCAACACUUCGCCCUGGACUACUGUCUGCAGCUCAAUACUUUCAAGACUCAGCAGAGAAUCGACGUCCUAAACUCAGUGUUCUCCUUCGUCCACGCUCAGUUCACCUUCUUCCACCAAGGCUUCGACCUGCUCCGGGACCUGGAGCCCACCAUGAAGACCAUGGCCGCACAGUUAUCGCAGUCGUCGUCAGACUGUGCAGCUAAAAGAAAAGAGCUUGAGAACAACCACCUGCUGGUCCAGCAGAGAGAUGCGUCGGGAGAGCCGAUGGUCAGCCCGUGUUCCGGGAGUGAUGACAUCAUCCAGGGUUACCUCUUCAAACGCUCCAGGAGGAAAUCCAAAACCUGGAAGAGAUGCUGGUUUUCCAUCAGAGACAACCAACUCAUUUACAGAAAGUCCCACAAGGAGGACGCCGUGGUUCUGUUUGAGGAUCUCCGACUGUGUGCCGUCAAAUCUCUGGAGCACAUCGACCGACGUUUCUGCUUUGAGCUGCUCUCCGUUCAGAAAUGCUGUGCUCUGCAGGCCGACUCGGAGCAGCUGAAGCAGGCCUGGCUCAGCGCUGUGCAGGGCAGCAUCGACCUCGCCUACAGAGAGAGAGCCGACACUCAGCUCACACAGCCUAAAGAGCUCCCCCCUCUCCUGUGUGGCGGGGACUCCUCCCCGGGCCCCCCUGCCCAGAGACACCCGGUGCUGGGCGUGGCCCUCAGGGGCCCCGGUAACCAGCGCUGCUGUGACUGCGGGGAGGAGGAUCCUCGCUGGGCCUCCAUCAACCUGGGAGUCACCAUGUGCAUCGAGUGCUCCGGCAUACACAGGAGUCUGGGUGUUCACCUGUCCAAGGUGAGAUCUCUGACUCUGGACUCAUGGGAGGCUGAACAGCUGAAGCUGCUGUGUGUUCUGGGAAAUAACGUCAUGAACCAGAUCUACGAGGCGCGAUGUUCAGAGGAAGGACGAGUCAAACCCAGAGCCGACAGCCUGCGAGCGGAGAAAGAGACGUGGAUCAAAGAGAAAUAUGUGGAGAAGAGAUUUGUGAAGAGCAGCUCAGAUGGAGCUCAUGUUGGGAAGGGCGAGGCCGGGCUGCGUCUUUAUCGGGCUGCGUUGGCGGGAGACCCGGUUGCCAUGGCAGCAGCAUUGGCCCAGGGGGCGGAGGUCAACGGGAGCAUCGGCGAGGAGGGGGGGCGCACGGCGCUGAUAGGAGCUGCUGUCGGGGGGUCGCUGUUGGCCUGUGAGUUCCUGCUGCUGAACGGAGCAAACGUCAACCACCGAGACCUCAGAGGACAGGGAGCGCUGCACGCCGCCGCCACCGCCGGACACACCGGACAGGUGUGUCUGCUGCUGAAGAGACGAGCCAAUCAGUACGCUGUAGACGAGAGAGGACAGGACCCAUUGGCCAUCGCCGUGGAAACAGCCAACGCUGACAUCGUCACUCUACUGCGGAUGGCCCGGAUGAAUGAAGAGAUGAGAGAUUCAGAAGGAGUCUUUGGAGCUGUGGGAGACGACGAGACCUUUCAGGACAUCUUCCGUGACUUCAGCGACAUGGCGUCCCACGACCCGGAGAGGCUCGCCAGACGGCAGUUCAGCCACGGCGGCGAGGAGGAGGAAGAGGAAGAGGAGGGAGGAGGAGGAGGAGGAGGAAGAGGAGGAGGAGGAGGAGGAGGAAUGGUGAACAGCCAACACAGUGUUGAAAAGACGUCAGAAUGACAGAAACCGAGACAGGAAGCCCGUUGGACCGCAGACCCUCGUCACUGCAGAACCACUGGGUUACCAUGGUAACAGACUGGACGCCCAGCGUUCAUUUUAACAUGUAGAAGAGUUCACUGACAGCUUAGACUACAUGUGCUGUAAGAUGUGAUAUUACGUAUACCAGUGAAAGUACACGUAUGUCAAAACAGUUGCUGACAGUUUGCCGAUGGACUAAUCGUCUCAGCUGUUGGAGGAAGUGUCGUCCUUUAGCUCAGACGUGUCAUCAUGACAUCACGACAUCACAUCUGGUGUGUUACAUCUAUCUAGCGCUCCCCUGCUGGACGUGUUUACUGCGUAGUGGAAUGUUGCAUCAUGGGAUAACUCUCCACUUUUAUUCUUUUGUUUGUUUACAUUUUGUCAGUUUAAAGUUACGACGGAGUAUUAGGGCCACAUUGAGGAAAUUCGAGAAUAAAGUCGUAAAAUUUACGACUUUACGAGAAAAACGUGCGCAAUA